UGACACUAAAGGAAAAAUUCUAUGAUGUCACUAGUGAGGCUGUCUAUGUGAGGUCAUCAGCUCUAUCUAUGUAACAUAGUUCUGUCUUUUUCUCAUUACUUGCUCUUUCGCUGACCAGAUCAGACGUACGCAAAGCUCUUUUCAAGUCAACCGUUAAUUCGUAGAUCAACACCGAUUUUAACAACCAUAUUUGUGGAAAAAUGGCUCAUCAAAUGCCGAGAUACCACAAUGGAAAUAUGGGACCCCAGGCAAGAUGGGGAAAUCAACAUAAUCAGCACGCCCGGUUUCAUCCUCCACCUGUACAUUUCUUACAAGGAGAAAUCCAAAGACUGAGCGGUCUUUUGGAAAUGGAGAGAGCGAGAUGGUUUGAAGAGAACCAAAAGGUAGCCUGCCUGGAAGCAGAGCUGGAAGAGACAAAAUUCCAGUGGAGAAGGCAAAAACAUCUCAAAGAAAUGUAUAUCAAUAAGGGCAAAGAGACAAAGAGGGAACUUGAGAGAAUAGAGAAAUUUAGUGAUCCAGCAACUCUUAACCCUGCGGUCAUCGCUUCCAAGGUUCACAACAACAUGAAAUACAAGAAGAAAAAGUUGUUGCAAAAAGACUUUGUAGAAUUAAAGGUGGCCCACACCCUUGACCAGGAAGCAUUUACGUCACAAAUCCAGGCAGAAAAAGAGAAAAAUAAUGCCUUUCAAGAAGAACUGGACAAACUCAAGACUUCCUACGAGGAGCUUCGCUCUAAAUGUGAAGCUGACGUUUCUGCAGGGAGGCAUCUGGCCCAGAUGCAGACGUUUUGUGAAGAGAGGAUUGGUGAGGAUCCACAGCUCCUUGAGAACCUGAGAGCUGAGAAGGACGAUUUCUAUCAAAAAAUGUCACAAGAGAUCGCAUUUCUGCAAGAGAGGGAAAAGGGUUUGCAGAGAGAACUGGACCAGAUCAAAGUUUCACACCAGGAACUCAACUGUAAGUAUGAAAAAGAUGUUUCUGCACUGAAACAGAAAGCUGAAACAUAUCAGCAAGAGAUCAGUUGUGAGAAAAAUUUUAAUUUGGAAAGAGCAAACAAGGAUCUACAGCUUAUCAACAACCUAAGAGCUGAAAAGGAAAACCUCUACCAAAAAAUGUCACAAGAGAUCACAUUUCUGCAAGAAAGGGAAAAACAGUCAAAAAGUGAACUGGUCCAGGUGAAAGUUUUAUACCAGGAGCUCAACUGCAAGUAUGAAAAAGAUGUUUCUGCAUUAGAACAGCAAGCAGAAACAUAUCAACAGGAGAUAAUUCACCAGACAAAUGCUAAAUCAGAGCAGGACCUUAAGCUCAUCAAUGAACUGAGAGCUGAGAAGGAAGAUCUCCAUCAAAAAAUGUUACAAGAGAUCACAUUCCAGCAACAGAAAUCAACUGAGACGGUGAAACAUCUCCAAUGUCAACUGGAGCAGGUUAAGGUUUCGUACCAGGAGCUGAAAGCUACAUAUGAAAUUGAUGUUCUGGCUCUAAGACAGCAAGCAGAAACAUUUGAGCAGGAGCUAGAGAAAGAGAAGCUACACCUGGCCUGGCUCUGUGUCUACCUGUGACAGCUUUCUGGAGAGGGGAAUC
Molecule: messenger RNA, 1578 nt
Organism: Girardinichthys multiradiatus
Lineage: Eukaryota; Metazoa; Chordata; Actinopteri; Cyprinodontiformes; Goodeidae
Product: interaptin-like
Exons: 2
Coding region: 201-1556 (451 amino acids)
Source: RefSeq, a predicted model, not a curated record